UAUUAAAAUAUAUUAAAAUAGUGCAAGAAGACUCAAUACUGUAGCAGAUUAAAUAAGUGUUAAAUGAGUGCAAGAAAAUAAGAGAAAAAUCAUAAUCGCUUUUCGAACUGGAUUCUCGUAUUUUCAAGGAGCACGUGAACGCAGCACAUGAUCAGAAACAAAGCCUAAGAGUUUGGUAUAUAAUUAAAGAUAGACGCACGGGUUCUUCAGCUCAGCUCUUGCGAAACGUGGACAUGAAUCCGCGGCCAAUUGGCAGCCGGUGCGGCUUCUCCUCCCACCAGUAGGUCCAGAGAGCCGGUGACAUGUUGCUGUCACCGACAGACAGCAUGGCCGCCGGCCUGUAACAGAUUGCCAUCAUUAGCCAGGCGCGAGCCGCUUUUUUGUCACGCGCGGGAUUAAACACUUUAACGAUCAGAAACAUGUCGGCCGUGCUUUUAAUGAAGACGUCGCUGAGGAAACUGCCACGGACCUUGGCUCGGCAGGUCCUCGGCUGCUGGUACCACACCGAGAGAGGGGUGUACGGGUACCGACCGAAACGGCACACCGGCAGGGAGCAGAGCGUGCAGCUGGAGCUGCUCGCCGCACUGAAUCGAGACAACGGUCUAGCUCGUCUGGUGGAAGCAUACAGGACACAUGGACACAAGGCUGCUAAAAUUAACCCCUUACUGCCCCAGAAGCCUGUUGUUGACAGAGUCCCGGAGAUCGAGAUGUUGACCGGAAGCGUGGGCGGAACAUUGAACACAACAGGUUUGAGGCACUUUGGGAAGGCCCAGGCCUCAGUGGAAGAGGUUCAGGCCUACCUGGAAGAAACUUACUGCGGGCACCUGUCAGUGGAGACUGGACAGCUGAGCAGUCUGGAGGAGAGGCAGUGGUUCGCUGACCACUUUGAGGAGCUGAAGAGGAAAAGUUUUUCUCCAGAGGAGAGGAAGCACCUGGCUAAGCUCAUGCUGGAGUCUCAGGAGUUUGACCACUUUCUGGCCACAAAGUUUGCUACUGUGAAGCGUUAUGGAGGAGAAGGAGCAGAGAGCAUGAUGGGGUUUUUCUACGAGCUUUUCCACCAGUCGGCCCACACCGGAGUCACGGACAUCGUCAUCGGGAUGCCUCACAGGGGGCGGCUCAACCUCCUGACAGGCCUGCUGAAGUUUCCACCAGAGCUCAUGUUCCGUAAAAUGCGAGGCCUCAGCGAGUUCCCCGACACCUCGCCGGCUAUCGGGGACGUUCUGUCCCACCUCACCUCCUCGGUGGAUUUGGAUUUCGGAGCGAGUCGUCCUCUUCAAGUCACCUUGCUGCCCAACCCGUCCCACCUGGAGGCCAUCAACCCCGUGGCUCAGGGGAAAGCCCGCGCCAGGCAGCAGCUCAGGAAGGAGGGAGACUAUUCACCCGAGGAGAACGCCCAGCCUGGGGACCAGGUCGUCUGUCUGCAGAUCCACGGUGAUGGCUCCUUCACGGGUCAAGGGAUUGUUCCUGAAACCUUGACCCUUUCAAAUCUCCCCCACUACAGAGUCGGGGGGAGCAUCCACCUGAUUGUGAACAACCAGGUGGGGUACACCACUCCGUCGGAGAGAGGACGGUCCUCUCUGUACUGCAGUGAUGUUGGUAAGAUGGUGAACUGUGCUGUGAUCCAUGUAAACGGUGACGAUGCAGAGGAGGUGCUGCGGGCCGCUCGGCUGGCUGUGGACUAUCAGCGGCAUUUCAGGAAGGACAUUGUCGUGGAUCUGAUCUGCUACCGUCAGUGGGGCCACAAUGAGCUGGAUGAGCCUUUCUUCACCAACCCAGCCAUGUACAAGAUCAUCAGAUCCCGUAAGAGCGUUCCGGACUCGUACUCCAACCAGCUGAUCUCAGAGGGUCUGCUGACAGAGGAGCAGCGGGCCCAGAUCAAGUCUCAGUUCUACGGCAUGCUGAACGACAAGCUGUCCAACAUGACCCUGUACAGCCCUCCGCCCACCAACCUGCAGGGCCGCUGGGGGGAUCUGGUGGAACCCCAGGCCAAAGUCACCACCUGGGACACGGGGGUGCCGGCACCCCUGCUGCAGUUUGUCGGAGCCAAGUCGGUGGACAUCUCCGAAGAGGUCCAGCUGCACAGCCACCUCCUGAAAACCCACGUGCAGGCUCGAUUACAAAAGUUAGAGGAGGGAACCAAACUAGACUGGUCGACAGCAGAGGCUCUGGCUUUCGGUUCUCUUCUCUGCCAAGGUUUCAAUAUUAGAAUAAGUGGGCAGGACGUCGGGAGAGGCACGUUCAGUCAGCGACAUGCCAUGGUUGUGUGUCAGGACACAAACGACACGUACAUCCCUCUGAACCACAUCAGCCCCCUGCAGACAGGCUUCCUGGAGGUGUGCAACAGCCCGCUGUCUGAAGAAGCCGUGCUCGGGUUCGAGUACGGCAUGAGCAUCGCGCAGCCGCAGCUCCUGCCCAUCUGGGAAGCCCAGUUUGGAGACUUCUUCAACGGAGCGCAGAUCAUCUUCGACACGUUCAUCUCAGGAGGUGAAGCCAAGUGGCUGCUUCAGUGCGGGAUGGUGAUCCUGCUGCCCCACGGCUACGACGGAGCAGGACCCGAACACUCGUCCUGCCGCAUGGAGCGCUUCCUCCAGAUGUGUGACAGUAAGGAGGAGGGUGUGGACGGUGACAAUGUGAACAUGGCAGUGGUGAACCCCACCACCCCCGCCCAGUACUUCCACCUGCUGAGGAGGCAGAUGAUCCGAAACUUCCGCAAACCCCUCAUCGUGGUCGGACCCAAGACGCUGUUGAGAUUUUCUGGGGCAGUGUCCAGUUUAACUGAACUGGGACCAAGAACAAGCUUCAGGCCCGUGUUGGGAGACGCUUCUGUCUCUGCAGAAAGUGUCCAGAAGGUGGUGCUGUGCUCCGGAAAGCACUACUACGCUCUGCUGAAGCAGAGGGAAACAGCAGCCAACCAGAACACGCCGCUGAUCCGCGUGGAGGAGCUGUGUCCGUUUCCUGUGGAGGCUCUGCAGCAGGAGCUCAGAAAGUACCCCAACGCCAAAGAGUUCAUCUGGAGUCAGGAGGAGCCUCAGAACAUGGGUCCCUGGUCUUUUGUAGCCCCCAGGUUUGAGAAGCAGCUGGCCUGCAAGCUCCGAUUAGUGAGUCGGCCGGCCCUGCCCGCCCCGGCUGUCGGCAUCGGGACCCUUCAUCACCAGCAGCAGGAGGCCAUCCUCACCGCGACGUUUUCCUGAGACUCAGCAGAAACACGGGAGCCGAGCUGAGCCGACAGAGGUGCUACACUACAAUCUGUGUCCGCUGCACAGCAGAUACACAGGACAGUUACACGCCAACAAAACAUUACGAAGGUCAGCCGAAGGAAGGCAUUAAAGAGGAUCGUUUUAACUAUUUUUUCCUGUUUACGUGUCGGCAGACAUGUUUUGAUUUUAGUCUUUGUGUGUUUUUUAAAAACUGGUCUGAAUUCCUGAUGAUUUCUGAAUUUUUAGCUGUUCAACAAGCCUGUUUUGUGUUUGAAUGUUCAAAGCACCUGAAUCAAGGCCUUAGAUUGGACGUUUACAGGGUCAGGGGAAGGACAGUGCAGCUGAAUGUUGUAAUUGUGGGACUUGGGGAUUAUAUAAUCCCUUUAAAACCUGUAAGGUUUCAGGAAUCCAACCCAUCAUCUCAUGCAUUCAGUCUGUGGGAGAGGUUUGUUUUAUUAUCUGUUUUUUAAACAGGUCAAUCUGUUCGUUUACUUAGUGCAGCACGGAGAUGACAUUAAUAAAAUGCUUAAAAAAAUUCUAAUUGAACAAAAAACAAUAUAUUACACUAUGAACUGAGACCGUUUUAGAUUUGAUCAAAUCUUUUUAAUUGAAUCACUGUUUGAAACAAGUCUGGGAUUCAAAAACAGAUACUGGUACUAUGAGCUGUAAAUACAGUCGAAUGGAAUAUUUCCAAAUAAAUCUAUUUUCAUGUU
Messenger RNA from Austrofundulus limnaeus, 3910 nucleotides. RefSeq names its product dehydrogenase E1 and transketolase domain containing 1 (gene dhtkd1). The coding region runs from base 420 to 3191 and encodes 923 amino acids. The record is from RefSeq and is a predicted model, not a curated record. NCBI's taxonomy places the organism in Eukaryota, Metazoa, Chordata, Actinopteri, Cyprinodontiformes, Rivulidae. The transcript is spliced from 17 exons. Gene Ontology annotation, molecular function: oxidoreductase activity, acting on the aldehyde or oxo group of donors, disulfide as acceptor; thiamine pyrophosphate binding.